CUCGAACGGGCGACAAUGGUCUGGGUUUCGGCUCCGGGAGCUCGGCAGGGACCGAACCCCUGUUCCGAGUGGGUCCGGUAGCUUCGCGGCGGAGAUCGCGUCUUGCAACUGCCCCAGCAUCCCAACUCCAUUGCCCAAGCAACCUCCAAUCUUGAGCAUCCGAGAGCCCAUGCUACCACCAUGUUGAGCUUUCCGCGGGGGAGGCGCGGGCUCACUGCCCUGAUCCCCCUCCUCAUUUUGGCAUCUCUUCUCCUCGCUGGCCCAGUAGCGGCGUCAAUUGGCGACCAACUGCCCGAGUUCAGGGAGUGUGUCCAGAUAUGUGAACGGGAAAAUUGCGGGCCCGACCCAGAGCAUCAAACCCCGAUUCCCCUCCACCGCCGCCUCCUCCUCUGGACCUGCCCGGCCGAGUGCGACUACACGUGCCAGCACAUCACGACGGCGGCGCGGCGGGCGCGCGACCCGCCGCAGCCGGUCGUGCAGUUCCACGGCAAGUGGCCGUUCCGCCGCGCGCUCGGCAUGCAGGAGCCCUGCAGCGUGCUCUUCUCGCUCGGCAACCUGGCCGCGCACUACCACGGCCUGCACCGCCGCGUGCUGCCCCGCAUCCCGGCCUCGUACUCGAUGCGGCCCUUCUACGUCGCCCUCGCCCGCCUCGGCAUCGUCACUUGGUUUCUCAGCGCCGUCUUCCACACCCGCGACUUCCCGCUGACCGAGCGCCUCGACUACUUCGCCGCCGGCGCGUCCGUGCUGUACGGCAUGUACUACGCCGUCGUGAGGCUGUGGCGGCUGGAUAGGCCCACGCCCGCGGCGAGGAGGGCGCUGUGGCUGUGGACGGCGCUGUGUGCCGCGAUGUAUGCGGCGCAUGUCGGGUACUUGACGCUGUGGCGGUGGGAUUACGGGUAUAAUACCGCGGCGUGCGUGGCGUGUGGCGUGGUGCAGAAUGUGCUGUGGAGCUGGUUCAGCUACACGAGGUACGCGCGCACGAAGCAGCCGUGGGCGGUGUGGCCCGGGAUCGUGGUCGCGUGGGUCAUCAUGGCGAUGAGCUUGGAGCUGUUUGAUUUCCCGCCGUUAUGGGGGUGCAUUGACGCGCAUAGUCUGUGGCACCUGGGGACAAUCGCGCCGGCUGUCUUGUGGUAUAAGUGAGUGUGUCUGGGGUCGGCCCUUGUCGGAAAGUUGCUGACACUUUG
Messenger RNA from Thermothielavioides terrestris NRRL 8126, 1184 nucleotides. RefSeq lists its product as uncharacterized. The record is from RefSeq and is a predicted model, not a curated record. Gene Ontology annotation, cellular component: endoplasmic reticulum membrane. The transcript is spliced from 3 exons. Gene Ontology annotation, molecular function: hydrolase activity, acting on ester bonds. NCBI's taxonomy places the organism in Eukaryota, Fungi, Ascomycota, Sordariomycetes, Sordariales, Chaetomiaceae. Gene Ontology annotation, biological process: GPI anchor biosynthetic process. The coding region runs from base 181 to 1140 and encodes 319 amino acids.